GUCAACAUGCCUUCCUGAAGGCAACGCCCUUCUCUUAAUGCGGUUACUUUCCCGCCAGUGCUUCUCAAGACCCAAACAAAUUUCUACUCUUGCAAAAUCCACAAAACUCAACCAACAAUGCUGCAUUUCUCUUCUUCGACACUGCAAAACAAUGAACCAACUUAAACAAAUCCAGGCCCAGAUUUUCCGGGGCGGCCUCCAUCAAAGCACAGACACUCUGAAGAAGCUCAUGGUCUUUUGUGCAGACCCAUCUAAUGGAAACUUGGUUCAUGCUGAAAGAAUCUUCAAUUAUAUUCAAAACCCAGGUUUAUUUGUUUAUAAUAUUAUGAUUAAAGCCUUUGCAAAGAAGGGUAUCUUUAGAAAAUGUUUAAUGUUGUUCAAUAAAUUGAGGGAGGAUGGUCUGUGGCCUGAUAAUUUUACUUACCCUUUUGUUUUGAAGGCGAUUGGGUGCUUAGGAGAGGUUUUAGAAGCUGAAAAACUUCAUGGAUUUGUGAUGAAAACCGGGCUUGAAUCUGAUACUUAUGUGUGUAACCCACUCAUUGAUAUGUAUGCUAAAUUGGGUCAAGUGGAUGUUAUGAGGAAGUUGUUUGAUGAAAUGCCUGAGAGAGAUGUGGUUUCUUGGAAUGUGUUGAUUUCCGGGUAUGUCAAGCGUAGAAGAUUUGAGGAUGCUAUUGAUGUUUUUUGUUGUAUGAGAGAAGAGAGUUAUUUGAGGCCUAAUGAGCCUACGGUGGUGAGCACUCUUUCAGCUUGUGCGGCAUUGAAGUGCUUGGAACUCGGCAAGGAAAUUCAUUGUUAUGUAAGGGAUAGACUUGAACUCACUUCUAUUAUUGGCAGUGCAUUAUUGGACAUGUACUGUAAGUGUGGUUGUUUGAGUGUAGCCCGAAAAAUAUUUGACGAGAUGCCUCAUAAAAAUGUUAUUUGUUGGACUAGUAUGGUGUCAGGUUAUGUAAACUAUGGUGAGCUGGAUAAGGCUAGAGAGUUGUUUGAGAGGAGUCCAGUUAAGGACGUUGUUCUUUGGACGGCGAUGAUUAAUGGGUAUGUGCAGUUUAAUCAUUUUGACGAGGCAGUGGCCCUGUUUCAAGAAAUGCAAAUCCAAAGGGUUAAGCCAGAUAAGUUCGUACUGGUUGCUCUUCUCACAGGUUGUGCUCAAAUGGGAGCUCUUGAGCAGGGGACUUGGAUUCAUGGAUACAUAGACGAGAAAGGAAUUCCAGUUGAUGCAGUUGUUGGAACUUCUCUUAUAGAAAUGUAUUCCAAAUGUGGGUGCAUUGAAAAAGCUUUGAGGAUUUUCUGUGGGCUGAGAGAAAAAGAUACAGCUACAUGGACUUCAAUUAUAUGUGGGCUUGCUAUGAAUGGGAAAACAAGCAAGGCACUUGAAUUGUUCUCAAAAAUGAAACAAGUCGAGGCCAUACCUGAUGAAGUUACCUUCAUUGGUGUUUUAAGUGCAUGCAGCCAUGGAGGACUGGUCGAAGAAGGCCGUGAGUUCUUUAAUUCCAUGACAAGUAUUUAUAAUAUUGAGCCUAAGUUAGAGCACUAUGGGUGUCUGAUUGACUUACUUGGUCGAGCUGGACAAUUGGAUGAAGCAGAAGAGUUGAUAAAAAAAAUAGUGAACGCAAAUAAUGAGAUCAUAGUUCCGCUUUAUGGUUCUUUGCUCAGUGCUUGCAGAAUCUAUAAAAAUGUUCAAAUGGGUGAGCGGGUGGCUGAACAGCUCGUGAAAAUUGAGUCAAGGGACUCUAGUGUUCACACGCUUCUCGCAAAUAUCUAUGCCUCUGCUGGUAGAUGGGUGGAUGUAAACAGGGUGAGACGGGAAAUGAAAGAUCUUGGAGUAAAAAAGGUACCUGGUUGUAGCUCAAUUGAGGUUGAUGGCAUAGUCCAUGAGUUUCUUGUUGGGAAUCCAUCUUGUUCAGAGAUGAGAGAAAUAUACUCCAUGUUGGAUAGGAUGGUGAAGCCAUUAUUCAAUUCAGAAGAGAAUGAAAUGGAAAGAGAAGAAACAGUGCUUGAGGAAUAAGGACUGAAGCAUGGAAGGCAAACCAUUAUGAACUGGCUAUUUGAAGAUGAAUAUCCUUUUAAAGUUGUUUCUACAAAUCUUGCUCAAGAUUAUUGGAGAAAAUGAGGUUGUUUAUAGCUCUUGGUACAUUCUAUAUCCGUCUUGUGAAGUGUGGAAUAUGUGGUUUAUGAAUCAAUAUAUUAUGGCCUGCAACUCUCAUGGGAUUCUUCUUGGACCUUGCUCGGCUACUCUGAUUCUGAUUGGGCUGGCUAUCUCGACACUCGACAGUUGUUGAACUGGAUUUGUUGUUUAUCUUGGCUGUAAUUUGAUUUCAUGGUGCUCUCAAAUGCAAACUACUGUUGCCCAUUCUAGUGCUGAGGCCAAGUACCAUGCUCUUGCCUAUGUUGUUGCGGAACUCUUUUGGAUACUUAAACUUUUCAGACAACUCCAAAUCAGUCUUUCUUCUCCUCCCAGACUUUUAUGCGACAAAAACAAUGCUAUUUUCAUUGCUUCCAACUCGAUGACCAAAUCUCGCUCCAAAAAUAUUGAUAUUGACUAUCAUUUCAUUCGGGAACUUGUUGCUCAAAAGGUUAUUGGUCUCAGCUUUGUCACCUCACACCUCCAGCUGGUUAAUGUUUAUACAAAAGGGGUGGCCAGAUUACAGUUUUUAUUGGAUCGUGGCAAGUUGUGCCUUUUUCCACCACGCCAACUUUGAGGGGGAUAUUAGAGGAAAAUCAGAUUCUUCUGAUAAUAACCAAGAUAUCAGUGAUUCUCCAUGAUUGUAGCUAUUUUGUUUAUCUCUGUAUUUUCUGUCUAUAAAUGAAUAUUUCCUCGCACCGCAUAUUUCCUUUACACAGAACCUAGGGAGUUCCUUUUCCAUUCUGCUCUUGUAAAUACAAGCUUUGCGAGAUUUUCCUGGGCGUUGACAUUAUACCAUCCUUUCUUACAGCCUUUUGGAGUACCAAACAUUGUAAUCAAUGAUACACUUGAUAUUUGUGGUAAAUAUAAACAAUUGAUAGGUAUGCUUUCCUGUUGAAGGAA
Populus trichocarpa (black cottonwood) is the source of this 3025-nucleotide messenger RNA. RefSeq names its product pentatricopeptide repeat-containing protein At1g31430. The transcript has 2 exons. Gene Ontology annotation, biological process: RNA modification. Bases 38 to 2005 code for a protein of 655 amino acids. Gene Ontology annotation, molecular function: RNA binding; protein binding. Lineage: Eukaryota; Viridiplantae; Streptophyta; Magnoliopsida; Malpighiales; Salicaceae. The record is from RefSeq and is a predicted model, not a curated record.